AUGGAUGAAGAGCUAUUUGUUGUUGAACAACCAUUUCUCGUCCUGGUAGACGAACCAGGUUUAUCGCGCUUCAAAGAAAACAAAUUAUCUAAAUGGUUUCAUUUGACAUUAGAGCGGUUAUUGUUAGAAAAUAGUGCAACUAUCAAUGAUACAGGUAUUGUUACAAUCAAUAUAGAAAAUAGGAGGCUGAAUAAUAUGAAAUUUUAUCAUCAAACAUUUGCUGAGUAUUACUGUGCAGAAUGUUUUCUUGCCAUACUCAAAGAAAAAUUUGGUGACCACAGUGUUUUAAAUGACUGUAAACAAUUUUUGAUCAAUGAAUUAUUUAAAGAUCAUUUUGAAGUUGUUUAUUUAUUUAUGUAUUCGUAUAUUUAUUGUUCUGAUGCUGAAUAUGAUCUUGUAUUAACGUCUAAUUGGGAAAUUGUACAACAAUCUUGGUUAAUUAAACCAGAUAGAAAAGAUAUUAUUAGAUGGGUUUUGUGUUAUGGUGAAACAGCUAAAAUAUGCGAGAAUGAAAAUUCUAAACAAUGUUUGAAAUAUUAUGUAAAUAUAAUAAUGAAUUUAAUCAAACUAUUUUUAAAGAUAUAG
Molecule: messenger RNA, 585 nt
Organism: Didymodactylos carnosus
Lineage: Eukaryota; Metazoa; Rotifera; Eurotatoria; Philodinida; Philodinidae
Source: the annotation of a GenBank genome assembly